ACCGUACAUGCAUAGCAAUCAAGUCCGAGAAGGGGUCUUUUCAGGUGCACAAAUUUUGUGGAUUAAUGGAGAUUCGAACUGGUAGCUUUCGGAAGAAUGACAGAGUGGAGAUUCCCUUUUCGGGAUUCGAGACCAGCGAGCGGACAUAUCGACUUAGCAGAUUUUGGCACACCUCUUGGUCCCCUGUUAGUCCCACCCAGGCCCGAACUCCCAUUCACCCUCGUCCUCUGAAGCAAACGCGCACCUCCCCCCGCUCGACCAUCUCGUCGCCAACCCCACUAAUUUUCUCAUUCUUCGCUUCAUUUCACCAACGACCAGUAUCCCUCUGCAGAAGACAUCACCAGCAGCGCCCAGGGUCGUUCUCAAAUCACUUACACUUCAUUUGUCGACUUCUCUUGCAGUGUCUGCGUCACCAAACGCGCAAAGCUCUACGCAACAAGCUGCGUUUGCAAAAUCCCUUCGCUCCAAAGUGCAAGCAGAAAGGCUGUGCCUGCUGUUUGGUACCGUGAAAGAAAGGGGACGGUUGCGAGGCAUCGAGGCCUUCUUAUUCUAUCAGUCGCGUGCCCCGCCUAUAUUCCCCCCCCUAUUUUUUUCUUUUCUUGCAACGACCCUUCCUCCUCUCGGGAAAGUCCGUCUAGCUAGAAGAAUAGGAGGGAGAAACGCCAGACACCCGAUUAUCCUGCCCUGCCUCGGAGUGGUUGCAGCCCCGGCACCAUGUCCUCCUUCCUCACACCCACGAAGAAGUCCCAGAAGCCGACGACGGGCAAGUCGAAGCCAUUCCAACCUCCGAACCGCAUUCGAGCUAUUCGCGAACAAGCCGAACGCCAGCAGGCAAACGCCGCCGCCGCCGCCGCCGCCGCCAACGCUUCCGCCCAAGCACACCUGAACCGCUCUAGAGCCCCGGCGGUCGCCAUCUCGAACCGUCCGCAAUGCCCGAACAAAACCUGCGUCAAGCCUAAUGUCGUCGACGGCGUGUGCCAGACCUGUGGCCGAGUCGCCGACGACAGCAACAUUGUUGCAGAGGUGCAGUUUGGUGAAACCUCUUCUGGUGCCGCCAUGGUACAGGGAAGCUACAUCGCAGCCGACCAGGCCGGAGUACGGACAAUGGGCCCUGUUUUCCGCCGCGUUGGAGGCUCCGACGAUCGAGAGAAGUCUAUCCGGGAGGCACGCUCUCUGAUGCAGGGUUACGCUCAGCGACUGAACCUCAGCGACAACACUGUCAACACCGCCGUCCAGGUCUUCAAACUCGCCUCUCAAGCCAAUUUUGUCCAAGGUCGCACACUUGUCAUGGUCGCUGCCGUCUGCCUUUACACUGCUUGCCGCACCGAACGCCCUUGCAAGAUCAUGCUCAUCGACCUUGCCGACCUCACGCAGAUCAACGUCUUCAAGCUUGGCCGAGCCUUCAAGGCUCUGAACAGAGUCGUAUACAUCUUUGGCAACGGGGAGGCCCCAGUGUUCCCCGAGGACAUCCUUUUCAGGCUCGCCUCCAAACUUGAGUUCAAGCACAUGACCAACAGGGUUGCCGAAGAUGCCGUCCGUCUCGUGCAGCGCAUGAAGCAGGACUGGAUCGUCAUGGGCCGUCGCCCAUCGGGUAUCUGCGGUGCUUGUUUACUCAUAGCCGCCAGAAUGCACAAUUUUCGACGCACGACGAGAGAGGUUGUCUACGUCGUCAAAGUCACCACCCAUACCAUCCAGGAGCGUCUUCAGGAGUUCAAUGUUACGGAGGCUAGCAAGAUGACCGUGGAGGACUUCUUGUCCCAGGAUUUCAGCUCCAAUUCACACGAUCCCCCGUCGUUUUACAAGGGUACAGAGGCCUGGCAGAAGCAGCAGGAGGAAUCGGGCAAGAAGCGGAAGCGCAAGAUCACAGACGACGGCGACAGCACCAGAACGACACCAGCACCUUCACUCCCGCCUCCUGACCUAUCAACGGCUCCUGCUGUCGAGUAUCGCCGAGACAAGGACGGCUUCAUCAUUCCCCCGCUUCCCUCCCAGAUCGCCCAAGAUGAGCCGGCUCUCCGAGACACGAAUAGCACUCAGCACCUCGAGGGGUUGGCGGAAGAGUUUGGCGACGCAGAAAAGCAGAGCCAAGAGUCGCCACAGAAGGAAGCCGGCGACAAAAACGGACGGGCUCCCAAGCCUUCGCUGCCCAUCGACAACGAGUGGGAGGAGGACGAGGCUCAGAUGGAAGAGCAGAUUUCAGAGAUCAUGAACGACCCCGAGACAUAUGAACACGCCAAGGCCUUCAGCAACGCCGAGCAGCGCGCUCGCAUUCACUCCAUCUGGGCACUCCAGCAACAACCAAACAAAGCCGUGUCGAUGGCCCCAGAGGUUGGCGAGGACGAAUUUGCCGACGACCCCGAGGUGUUGAACUGCAUGUUGACUCCGGACGAGAUCAAGAUCAAGGAGUUGUUGUGGGUUAAUGAGAACAAGGACUGGUUGCGCCAGUCACAAGAGCGGCUCUUCAGAAAGAAGCUCGAAGAAAAGAAACCCAAGAAGGAUCGCAAACGGAAGAAGCGCCCGCGCAUUGGCGAGGGCCAGACGACACCAGCUAGCACGCCCGGUGAGGCGGCCGUCAAUGUCAUGAAGGAGCGAGGCUUCUCGAAGCGCAUUAACUAUGAUGCCAUCCGGCAAAUGUUCGACGUGCAAGACAAGGGGGAUCCGGGAUCCCGGCCGGAGAGUGAAGCCGCUAGCCGCCCGACCAGCAAGGCCCCGAGCGUAAUCGACGAGACCAUCCAUGAGGAGGAAGAGAUUGAGCCCCUUGAGGGUGAAGAGUACGAGCACCAGGAUGACGAGUUUGGGGGUGGAGACGACUACGACGACAUGGGCGAUGAGUCCCACAUGUACGAUGAGGACGAUCAGGGGAUGGGAGAAGACGAUGAUGAUGACGACGAUUUUGGAUUAAACGAUGAUGAUGAGUGAGCACAGUCCGUCGUGAAUCGUCUAGUCUUCUGCCGUCUCAGCGAAUAUCUGAGAGGGGCGGCGUAAUUGUAUUUAGAUACCCAAGAGCCCUAAACAUGUCGGGGUUUCGGUUGGCUGCACGCCAGCACGAUUGCGUUGUGACAUCGAUAGAGCAUCUUUAAACCAGCCAAGUAACCUGUUUCCC
This is a messenger RNA of Colletotrichum destructivum, 3103 nucleotides long. RefSeq names its product Putative transcription factor TFIIB, brf1, TBP-binding domain, Cyclin-like domain-containing protein. NCBI's taxonomy places the organism in Eukaryota, Fungi, Ascomycota, Sordariomycetes, Glomerellales, Glomerellaceae. The coding region runs from base 715 to 2919 and encodes 734 amino acids. Gene Ontology annotation, biological process: DNA-templated transcription initiation; transcription by RNA polymerase III; transcription preinitiation complex assembly. The transcript has a single exon. Gene Ontology annotation, cellular component: transcription factor TFIIIB complex; transcription preinitiation complex; nucleus. The record is from RefSeq and is a predicted model, not a curated record. Gene Ontology annotation, molecular function: RNA polymerase III general transcription initiation factor activity; TBP-class protein binding; RNA polymerase III type 3 promoter sequence-specific DNA binding.